ACGUAAGUUAAAAUCACAACACAUCCUGCUUGCUCCAUCUUUUGCUUUGCUGAGGCCAAGGGCAGAGAUCAGAUGACGAUGUGGCCGAAAAUGAUCUGGAUCGCUUUCAUGGUUGCUGUCUCCGUCGCUCGCAUUGAUGGACUGCACAUCGUUAAGCGAAGCGCCGUGGGAGAUGGAACAAACGAGGUGAGCGCCGAUAAGGUCUCGUCGCCAUCAGCAGCAGCAACAGAGAGUGCUGGGAACAGCGGGGACUCCUCCUCCUCUUCCUCGGGUGUUUCCGUGGAUUCGUCUAAUUCUACCAUCUCCAACAUGGUUCCGUCGCCGAGCACAUCAGUGUCCAUCAUAUCCUCUACCCCUGGAAUACAGGUCACUACUGAUACAACGACUACAAGUAACUCUUCUUCAUCCAUAGCUGCAGAAGGCGGUACAGCUGCAGCCACAGCUGUAGUAGUUGGUACAGUUGCGGCAGAGGUUGUUGCCUCACCCCCAGCCAGUUCGUCAUCAGCUGGAAAUACUAGUGCUUCUUCAGCAACAAACAUCACCAAUACCGCGUCUUCAUCAACAACUGCCGCAAACGCUGGUGCGUCAUCCAGUGUCACAGCUAGUUCUGCCCCAGGCCCUAACAUGGGUAUCCAACAGUCUGCGUCUGUCAACGCCCCCAUAGUUUCCUCGAAUACUUCUGCAACCACGAAUGCAACUUCGGCAACAUCAACAGCUGGGUCAUCAGCCAAUGCAAUUGCAACAUCAGCCGACUCCAGCGCCUUUGCUUCAGCUUUUGUUCUUGUCAAUCCAUCAUCUGCUCCUGGACUAAAUGCUAGUUCUCCAAACACUUCAGUGACGUCUACAAGUACUGGUUCAUUAUCUACGACCGUGAACAACACUAGUUCCACUACAAUCGGAGCUACGGCAUUAACAACAGCAACAAGUGCCAGCACGUCAUCAACAACAAUAACAGGCGCUGGCACAUCAACAACAGGGACAAGUGCCAGCACAUUAUCAGCUGCAGAAACAAAUUCCAUCACAUCAUCAGGACCAGUUGCUAGCACACAAUCAACAGGAACAAACACUGUCCAUACGUCAUCAGCAACAGGAACAAGCUCCAUCGCGUCAUCAGCUACAGGAACAAACUCCAUCGCGUCAUCAGCUACAGGAACAAACUCCAUCGCGUCAUCAGCUACAGGAACAGUCGCUAGCCCAACGUCAACAGGAACAAACACUGUCAAUGCGUCAUCAGCAACGGGAACAAGCUCCAUCACGUUAUCAGCUACAGGAACAAACUCCAUCUCGUCAUCAGCUGCAGGAACAAACUCAAUCACUUCAUCAGGAACAGGCGCAGUCACAGCGUCAGCAGCAGGAACAAGUGCGAGCACGUCAUCGGCUUCAGGAACAAGCGCCGGCACUGCAUUGGCAUCAGGAACAAGCGCGAGUACGUCAUCGGCUAUAGGAACAGGUGCGAGCACAACAUCUACAGGAACAACAGGCGCCGUCACGGCGUCAGCAACAGGAACAAGUACGAGCACGUCAUCGGCUUCAGGAACAGGUGCGAGCACGUCAUCGGCUACAGGAACAGGUGCGAGCACAACUUCAAGAGGAACAACAGGUGCCGUGACAGCAUCGGCAGCAUUAACAAGUGCGAGCACGUCAUCGGCUACAGGAACAAGCGCCGGCACUGCACUAGCAACAGGAACAAGCGCGAGUACGUCAUCGGCUAUAGGAACAGGUGCGAGCACAACAUCUACAGGAACAACAGGCGCCGUCACGGCGUCAGCAACAGGAACAAGUACGAGCACGUCAUCGGCUUCAGGAACAGGUGCGAGCACGUCAUCGGCUACAGGAACAGGUGCGAGCACAACAUCAACAGGAACAACAAGCGCCGGCACGGCGUCAGCAGCAGGAACAAAAGCGAACACGCCAUCGGCUACAGAAAUAAGUUCCAACAUCAAUGAUAGUGCUUCCCCUGCCAGUGAAACGUCGGAAGCGAACAAAGGUCAAAAAGUGGACACAAAGGGAGUGGGGACGACGUCUGUGACGGAGGCAACAAACAAACAACUCGACACAGUCAUCCCGGAAAUACAGAACACACAGCUGUCGCUGGAGCAGAUUAAACAAUUAGUGAAGAUUUACAAACUUCGACCAAGUAACUACGGCCGCUUCUUGGAGGCCCUGCAGUGGCAGUCGUCGAAAACAGUCAGGACCAUGGACACACGCCGUAGAGUCAUCACAUCAGUUGCAGCAACGUACCAGGUGGUGCUCAAUGGAGGAGACUGUGUACCCUGGAACAGCUUCCCCUUCGACCGUACACUCACCUGGCAGGGAGGACGCGCCACGAUCCAUUUCUUCAAUCCCGAUGGACGCUAUGCCGAGCUCUGUAUGGGUAACCCUCUGACAGAAGUCGACAAGUCAUGUCGCUUCCAGGUGGUCAUUCCCAAUGACAUAAUCACCGCCAUAGACACUCCAGGAUUCGUGGUGUACAACCGAAUCAUGCAUAUUCAACACCAGGGAGAUGUUCACACGAUUGACAAUAUGUUAUCACGGGGCGCCGAGUUCGUGAAGCGGCAGGAAACAAUCCAGGAGUUCGCCUCCUGCUACAACUAAACCCUGAGGUACACAACAAGCCUGUGGGUGCUGCAUGUACAACCAAUCAACAGAAAUAACACUGUCGCUGUGGACACGCGUCAUUGUUCAACGUCUUUGUGUAACACACAUCUACAGCUCUUACUGCCCAGAGGGUCAGUUAUGUAAAAAAUAUACCAUAGACCUUUUCUCAAGACAGUCAAGGGUGUUAUAAUUAUACAUAUAUGUAUGUCUGUGUAUAUAUGGCCUUUUUUCCAGAGGGCAAGGUUGUAACAAUCACAUAUGUAACCUCCUUCCCGAAAGUUAAGGUUGUGACAAUCACAUAUGUGACCUCCUUCCCGAAGGUCAAGGUUGUGACAAUCACAUAUGUGACCUCCUUCCCGAAGGUCAAGGUUGUGACAAUCACAUAUGUGACCUCCUUCCCGAAGGUCAAAGUUGUGACAAUCAUGACCUCUUUUCCAGGAGGUUCAAAGUUGUAACAAUCAUAUAUAUGGCCUCCAUUGUUGAGGGUCACGGUUGCAACAAACAUGACCUUCUUUCCGGAGGGGGUUGUAAUAAUCAUGGAUAUGACCUCCAUUCUAGAGGGUCAAGGUCGUGACAAUAAUGGCCUCUUUUUCUAGGGGGAUCAAGGUUGUGACCAUAACCAAAUGGUCUCUUCUCCCUAGGGUCCUGGUUGUACCAAUUUCUGGAGGUUCAGGGUUGUAUAAUUAAUAUAUACAGUCUCCUUUCUGGAGGAUCAAGGUUAUAUAAUAAAUAUACAGAACCUCUAUAGAGGGUUAAGGUUGUAACAAUUGAGUCUAUGACAUACCUUCCAGAGAGUAUGAACGUGUCAAUAGUGCUUCAUGAUCCACGUAUCACAUUGUGAAUAAAGAGAUAAUUUAUA
Molecule: messenger RNA, 3457 nt
Organism: Haliotis rubra (blacklip abalone)
Lineage: Eukaryota; Metazoa; Mollusca; Gastropoda; Lepetellida; Haliotidae
Product: pneumococcal serine-rich repeat protein-like
Exons: 10
Coding region: 73-2595 (840 amino acids)
Source: RefSeq, a predicted model, not a curated record